AUGCGCAAAGGAUUCUGGAAAGUCAUUCCUCUUGACAAAGUUAAAAACUUCUCCGGCCGCUUCAUUGAAGGAUUAACAUGCGGUGUCAAGAAAGAACUUGACUUUAAUUCAUUCAUCGCCUACUUCAGUCCACCAUCAAGAAAUUGCGUUGUUUGGCCAGUUUUCACCCAAGCAAUUUCCAAAUUCACUUCUCAAGAAUUUUCCAAAUUAAUGGGAUUCAUAACUGGAAACGAAACUCCAAAGAAUGCAAAAGACUUUUGCUUGAAGUUAGCUGAUAAAUCAACAAGCUAUCAAGAUGAAAAUAGUUUCGCGCUUCCAUUUGCUCACACAUGUUUCAAUUUAAUUGAAAUUAUGCCAUAUAAAACACCAGAACUCCUAAGACAAAAAUUGAUAAUUUGCUUCUCAUUCCAAGCAGAAUUUAAUGAUUAA
Messenger RNA from Trichomonas vaginalis G3, 429 nucleotides. Its product is annotated as ubiquitin protein ligase protein. The coding region runs from base 1 to 429 and encodes 142 amino acids. The transcript has a single exon. The record is from RefSeq and is a predicted model, not a curated record. Gene Ontology annotation, molecular function: ubiquitin-protein transferase activity. Lineage: Eukaryota; Parabasalia; Trichomonadida; Trichomonadidae. Gene Ontology annotation, biological process: protein polyubiquitination; positive regulation of protein catabolic process; proteasome-mediated ubiquitin-dependent protein catabolic process.